UGAUUUUUUUGUAAAAUAAAUAUGUUUAUAAAUGUUAAUUCAACCGAAUAACUUGUUUAAUUGUAUUUAAGCGUUACGUAACAUAUAUAGAUUAACCUGAGUUUAAAAUAUGGAAGAAGAGAUGGAAUCAAAAGUGUCGAGUGUGUACAAUGACGUAGAAUCAGCUUACGAAAGAAUUAAAUCGUAUGUCUAUAAGACGCCAUUGAUGUUUUCCAGAGAACUAAGUAGUGAUACCGGAGCUAAUGUUUACUUAAAAUUAGAGAGCGAACAAGUGACUGGAUCGUUCAAAAUACGCGGGGCAUUUAACAAAAUCCUUCUGCUGAAAGACCAAGAACCGGAAAAACUUACGAAAGGAAUUAUAACGGCGUCAACAGGAAAUCAUGGCAUAGCUUGCAUGCACGCGGGGAAAACAUGCAGGUGUUCUGUCCAGGUAUUUAGCCAAGAAAGUAUAUCACAAUCUAAGAUGGAGACUUUAUUAGUAUAUAAUGCUAAAAUCACCCGAUAUGGAAAGGACUGCAUGGAAGCCGAGGUGAAGGCUCGGCAGACAGCGCAGGAACGAGAUCAAAUAUAUUUGUCACCAUACAAUGACUGGGAUGUUAUGGCAGGACAAGGAACGAUAGGGUAUGAGAUAUAUGCGGAGCAACCAGAAGUUGAUUGUGUUUUUGUGUCAGUUGGUGGCGGUGGUCUUAUUGGUGGUAUAGCAGCUUAUCUGAAAAAUAAAAAUCCAAACAUUCAGAUAAUAGGUUGUCAGCCAAGGAAUUCCAAAGUAAUGUAUGAAUCUGUUAAAGCGGGUCAUAUCAAGCAUGAGGCAUCUUACGAUACUCUGUCAGAUGGAACUGCUGGAGAUAUUGAAGACGGAUCGGUGACAUUCCCUGUGUGUUCCAGAUUUGUCGAUGACUGGAUUCUUGUAGACGAACAACAAAUUUCUGAUGCUGUAUUCUUCAUGAUAGAUAAACAUCAUAAAUUGAUUGAAGGCUCAGCUGGUGUAGUAGUUGCAGCAUUACAAAGUCAGAAGGAUAAAUUCUCAGGCAAAAAUAUAGCGCUAGUUAUAUGUGGUGGAAAUUUGAGCUCUGCAACAUUAAAAACUAUAUUGGAUAGUCACAUUUAAUACUACGCAUUGUUGUUGCUGCAGUUCCAGCAAAUAGAUAUUGCUAUUAAAAUCUCUAUACAUCUU
Messenger RNA from Ruditapes philippinarum (Manila clam), 1174 nucleotides. RefSeq names its product L-threonine ammonia-lyase-like. The coding region runs from base 110 to 1108 and encodes 332 amino acids. Gene Ontology annotation, biological process: L-threonine catabolic process; L-serine catabolic process. Lineage: Eukaryota; Metazoa; Mollusca; Bivalvia; Venerida; Veneridae. The transcript has 8 exons. Gene Ontology annotation, molecular function: threonine deaminase activity; pyridoxal phosphate binding; L-serine ammonia-lyase activity. The record is from RefSeq and is a predicted model, not a curated record.